GGGAGCGAUGUGAACGUUCAAAGGGUUGGAUGGAAGCGCCCUCCCUUCGAGUGACCCUAAGGGCUCGCUGGAUAAUGCGCCUGCUGUGGGCUAGCGUGUGCUUUGCGGAUAUUCCUGAAGCAGAUACUCCGAUGCUUCGGGCAGGCCUAGGAAGGCACAGCACAGGAAUGGUUGAGGUUCUAUCGGUGUUGAGAAACCGAUUGACUGCUUGGAGAGUGACAGAAGCAGAGGAAAGAACAGUGGUAACCCACAUGCAUGAAGAGGUUUAGGCAGACGGAGGACAUUGUGCAGGGUAGUGAAUAUUAACAAAUGGAGAACUAUUUCCAGGCUGAAGCAUUUAACCUGGACAAGGUGUUGGAUGAAUUUGAGCAGAAUGAAGAUGAGACUGAGUCACCAGGUAUAUUUGAGGCAAAGUGGAGUCAGAUUUUGGAUCCACCCUCUCACUUGCUAUCACUAAAUCCAGCCUUGUCCAAUGUGAAUGUGGGAGCAUUGUCCAGUGAGGUACAAGCAAGACUAAAAUGCCAUUCUUCACCUAAAUCCAAAAUCGCAGUGUUUGGAAGAGCGGAUCAUUGUCUUAAUGGAAAUGAUGCCACAGCAAAUCUACCGCUUGAUAUGCAGGGAAUUAAUGACGAAGGAGUCCCUGUGAGGAACAAAAACAAUAAUUAUGAGCAUUGGCCAAAUUCUUCUGAAUCAUCAGCAAAGUCUACUUGUGAAAAUGAACUGAGCUUUUCUGAAGGUAUGAAUUCUUCAAAUAUAUUUGGGUUAGUUGUACAGAAUUCUGACAGCCAACCAGCACAGUGUGGUGUCCUAUUGCAGGAAGACAACUCAAACAGCCAAAAUAUGUUGAAUGUUAACAGCUUUAUAAUAGAAAACACAAAUCUGCAAAGUGGCCAAUUGUUAUCUGACAUGAAUGGUCAAACUGAGAAGACUCUUACAAUGAAAAAUAUUGAACAAUUAAACACACUCUGUACAGAUGAGCUGUCUGUAAAAUCUUCAUUUGAAAAUUUAAGGAACUGUACAGAUUUGGAAAAUGUAUCGCCUAAUUCAAAGGAGUCUUGGAUAGUGGAUGAUUUAUCAGUUGUUUGUGAACGACAUGUAUUAUCUGGGUUGGAUUGUGCUACUGGCAGAAAUGAAUUAAAUGAUUCAUUCUCUAGAAAAACUGAAGUAAAUGAUGCUGCUAUAAAACUUGGAGAUGAGUCACUAACACACGUUGAAAAUAAUACAGUUGUAAAAACUGGAAAUGAUGUAGAUGGAAGCCUGGAUGAAAUAGCUAAUACACAGACAUUGGGUGACCUGGAUAAUUUUACUGGGCUAAAAAUGGACUCUGAGAAAAUGCAAUCUCAACAAUCUGAGAUCUGUUCUGUUAGCAAGCCAAAUCUGACAGCAAUACAAUAUAACACGUCAAAUAAUGGUAAUUGUGGAGAUGAUGGUUACCACUUUGAGAAUGACAUCAGUAGGUUGAGUGUAAGUGUUUGUCAAAGAAACACUGAAAGCAAUGAUGUUCCGUUCAUGCAGGGAUGUACCACUGACUUGUCUUAUCAGUCACAUAGAAUAUCAUCUCAGUCUGAAGCAACAUUUGGUCAAGUAACUCAGUGCAUGAGACAAAGCAAUCAUGAAGCACUGGAAGAUGAUGCAUUAUUACAAAACAGGAUUAUGAAGAAAGACUCUGGAAAUAAUGGUGAGAUUGUUUUAGAUCUAACAAAGCCAUUGGCAGACUCUGUGAUUCCUGUUGAAGAUUGGUCGGAAGGAUCAAAUAUCUUGUGUGGUAAUAUGAAGGAACAGGUGUCAGCACCUUACUGUUCAUGUGAUGGAUUGGAUUCUACAUCCAUUCCAAGUUCAACCACAGCUUGUAUUUCUAAAUCUUUGCCUUUAAAGGAAGAUUCAGUUACUGAAGAGAAGGAGAUUGAGGAGAGCAAGUCAGAGUGUUACAACUACACUCAACACCGGGAAAACGAUGCAAUGGAAGUAGGAGUGACUAAUGGCUUGACCACAUUAACUAUUUCUAGUGAUAUUGCUGAUCAAUUGAAAGACAAUUAUUUUAACACUCCCACCCAGUCUGCGACAGUAACUUGUGCACGUGAAAAUGCGGCAAAAUUAGCUCUAAAUAAUGCACAACCAGUCAGUAUUCCAUUUGGAGGCGCUCGACCUAAGCAACCUUUGAACCUGAAAUUACAGAUCCCAAAACCUUUGACCAACCAACUAUUGAAUGACUUGGGCUCAACCAACCCAGUGAACAAUGCAAAAAACAAAAAUGUAGGUUUUAUUGAUAAAACAGACCCCCCUGAAGAUUCUUCCUUGUGUUCUUUGAAUGGUGGUGCUUUAGUACCAGAUUGCAGCAUUAAUGGUGAUGAAUUAGGUUUGUGUUAUGCUGGGGCUUCCAAAGAAAUCAACUCCGAUUAUACUUUGGGAUCUGAAAGUCCGGAUAACGACCUACGAGCUGGACAGUUUUCGGGAGCCCUCAGAAAGCCAUUUACAACUCUAGGUGAUGUAGCUCCAGUAUGGGUACCAGAUUCCCAAGCACCAAACUGCAUGAAAUGUGAGCUGAAGUUCACAUUUACAAAAAGGCGUCACCACUGCAGAGCUUGUGGAAAGGUUUUCUGUGCAGCAUGUUGCAGUCUGAAGUGCAAGCUAAGUUAUAUGGACAUGAAAGAGGCCCGAGUUUGUGUAACUUGCCAUACUGUUCUUUCAAAUUCUCAAGCCUGGGAGAAUAUGUUUAGUGCCUCGGCUUCAAGCCCAAAUCCCAACAAUCCUGCUGAGUAUUGUUCUACUAUUCCACCACUGCAACAAGCUCAGGCCUCCGGGGCACUGAGUUCUCCGCCACCCACAGUCAUGGUACCUGUGGGAGUUCUGAAACACCCAGGCACAGAAGUGACUCAGCCCAAGGAGCAAAGGCGUGUUUGGUUUGCUGAUGGAAUCUUACCUAAUGGGGAAGUUGCAGAUGCAGUGAAAUUGUCAGCAAGUGGACCAUCCCCGACAGGACCUCUGGCAGUAUCACAUGAUCCUGGAAAAGAAGUUGCAACCAAACCUACAGCUUCUGAGAAUGUGGCUACAUCAUUGACUGGUAGUACAGCUCAGAUUGGCAGUCCUGUUGGAAGUUCAAUUAAUUUAGUCCCAGAAGACGGGCUCCCACCCAUACUUAUCUCCACAGGUGUCAAAGGAGAUUAUGCAGUAGAAGAACAACCGUCACAGAUCUCUUUAAUGCUGCAGUUGGAAGAAGGAGGCCCUGACCCCUUGGUUUUUGUGUUAAAUGCCAACUUGCUUGUUAUGGUCAAACUUGUCAACUAUGUGAACAGGAAAUGUUGGUCCUUCACUACCAAGGGAAUGCAUGCUAUGGGGCAGGCAGAGAUUGUCAUCCUCUUGCAGUGUUUACCCGAUGAGAAAUGCAUCCCAAAGGACAUCUUCAGUCACUGCAUACAACUUUAUCAGGAUGCUCUGGCAGGUAAUGUGGUGGGAGAUUUGGGUCAUUCCUUCUUUACCCAGAGUUUUCUUGGCAGUAGAGAACAUGGUGGAUUCCUGUAUGUUACAGCUACUUUUCAGUCCAUGCAGGACCUGGUCCUUCCCAACCCACCUUAUCUGUUUGGCAUUCUAAUUCAGAAAUGGGAAACUCCUUGGGCUAAGGUUUUCCCCAUCCGCCUUAUGCUACGUCUUGGAGCAGAAUAUAGAUUUUACCCAUGUCCGUUGUUCAGUGUGCGUUUUCGUAAACCUCUGUUUGGAGAGACUGGACAUACAAUUAUGAACCUACUUGCAGAUUUUAGGAAUUACCAGUACAAGUUACCUGUCGUGCAGGGGCUUGUUGUGGACAUGGAAGUGAGGAAGACAUGUAUCAACAUUCCCAGCAAUCGAUACAAUGAGAUGAUGAAAGCAAUGAACAAAUCCAAUGAGCACGUGUUAGCGUUUGGAGCUUGCUUCAAUGAGAAGGCAGAUUCACACUUGGUGUGUGUUCAGAAUGAUGACGGGAACUACCAAACACAGGCCAUCAGUAUCCACAACCAGACCAGAAAGAUCACGGGAGCCAGCUUCUUUGUGUUCAGUGGUGCGCUGAAAUCAUCUUCUGGCUACCUGGCCAAGUCUAGUAUUGUAGAAGAUGGUAUGAUGGUACAGAUCUCAGCUGAAACAAUGGAUUCUCUGCGACAGGCACUACGAGAGAUGAAAGAUUUUACAAUAACAUGUGGCAAAACUGAUGCAGAAGAACCACAGGAACAUGUUCACAUCCAGUGGACAGAAGAUGACAAAAAUAUCAACAAGGGUGUUGUCAGUCCAAUUGAUGGAAAAUCCAUGGAUGAAAUUGCAAGUGUGAAGAUAUUUCAUGGGUCAGAAUUCAAAACAAAUGGCAAGGUCAUCAGAUGGACAGAGGUGUUCUUCCUGCAGAGCGAGGACCAACCCAGUGGUCUAAGUGACCCAGCUGAUCAUAGCAAACUUACAGAGAAUGUGGCUAAGGCGUUUUGCUUAGCGUUAUGUCCCCAUCUUAAGCUGCUGAAAGAAGAUGGGAAGGCAAAACUGGGUCUCCGCGUCACACUUGAUUCAGACCAGGUUGGAUAUCAAGCUGGUAGUAAUGGACAGCCCCUUCCUUCACAGUAUGUGAAUGACCUGGACAGUGCUUUGGUCCCCAUAAUCCAUGGUGGAGCUUGUCAGCUGAGUGAAGGGUCAGUUGUGAUGGAGCUCAUCUUUUACAUCUUGGAGAGUUUCUCUUAGAAACCUGAAAAAGUUUUUCCUUCUCACUGAUGGUGUGCUUUGCUCCAUGAUUAAAAACAUUUGCACUUUAAACUGUUGAUAUGAUAAUAUUGAACUGGUGCUCCAUUAUUGCUGAAUCUACUAUGCACCAUGGACCAUUGUGGUUAAUGUAAUGCAGGUCAGGGUACCUGUCUUUCAACUUUCCAUAAAGGGUGGACUGAUACUGUACUGAAGCAUGAAAAAUUGAAUUUCUGCUACUAGUUUACAUUGCCUGGAUUGACAGCAUAUCAUUCUUGAGGAUUUUUAGACUGGUUUGCAAGUUGAAUGAAAAUGAGAACACAUCAGAGGUUAUAGUGACACUACAUCAUAUGAGGACGGUAUAAGAGAUGCAUUGGUGACACCAAUACUCACUGACCUCAAUAUCACUACUUUCCUUAAACAAUCAGCAGUUAAUCUAUUUGGUUUGUAUAUAAUGUAUGUACGUCUGACGUUUUGAAGCACUUAACCUAUGCCUUGUAUGCCACAUAAUGGGAACAUUGUGGUAAUCUCUAGCCAUGAAAUAAAAGUAAUGUAUAGUCUAAAAGUAAAAGAUCUUUUAAUGACUUCCUCAGCCAUACUGCAUUUGGUAUCAGCUGUAUUAACUGUAUUUGCUGGUGCAUGAGCACCUCAGGUAAUAACUGUUCAAAUAAACAGGGAUCAGUGUUUAAAGCCUCCAUGGAAGGAAACUGCUUCUAUUAUGGACAGUCGCCCAAGUACAGAAAAGUAUUCUUGGUGCUGGCAUGAAGCAGAAUCUUGGGCAAAUGAAUUCCUGUAAGUAAAUGUAAAAUGUGGUUAUUUAAAAGCCAAAUACUCUGUAUAUUUGUUUUCUUGCAUUUAGAAACAUCUGCAAUUCAAGAAUAGUUAAUAUAAAGGAAAUAAAUGUUUCCUUUAUUUAAAAAGAAUUGUAGCAUUGGCUUAAGAAUUAGCAAGUAGCUGUUAUCUCUUAGUCUAGCCUAUUUCCUUCAACUGUAUAUUACUGUUUGAAUGGAAAUGUGGUUUUACCUUGCAUAUAAGAGACAAAUAUACAGAAUCAUUGUACAUUUAGAUGAAAUGCUGUUCCAUUUCCUUGUUUUUCUAUUGGCAGUAGUCAAAUGUGCACUUUAGAAACUGAUUACAAAUAAAUGGUUUCCUAAUAAAA
Carcharodon carcharias (great white shark) is the source of this 5848-nucleotide messenger RNA. RefSeq names its product zinc finger FYVE domain-containing protein 9-like. Bases 310 to 4692 code for a protein of 1460 amino acids. Gene Ontology annotation, molecular function: metal ion binding. The transcript is spliced from 19 exons. Gene Ontology annotation, biological process: endosomal transport. Gene Ontology annotation, cellular component: early endosome membrane. The record is from RefSeq and is a predicted model, not a curated record. Lineage: Eukaryota; Metazoa; Chordata; Chondrichthyes; Lamniformes; Lamnidae.